AAGUCACCACGAGUGCCAUAAUCUCUUCUCCUCUCUCAAGCGACGGCUUCGGCCUCCAUCCUUCGAAUUGGCAUCCACUCACCCCCUUGGGCCGCAGGGCAAGAUGCCUGCCGCCAUUACUGACGGCCCGGCCGUUGCCAUGUCAUUUGCCAACAAUUUCUGGGGCAAAGACGAUGCUGGCGUCGGCCCCCUUUUGGAGCGAAUGAUAAAUUCGAAGCAGACCUGCGAUGAGCUCAAGAACUUCUAUGGCGUCCGGGCCGCGAUCGAAGACGAGUACUCCCGAAAGCUGCUGAACCUGAGCAAGAAAAACCUGGGGUCCCAGGAGAGCGGCACGCUGAAGGCUUCCCUGGACACAGUCCGCAGCGAGCUCGAGGCCAUGGCCAAGCAACACCAGAACAUUGCCGCGCAGAUGAAGACGGAGCUCGAAGAACCGCUGGCUGCGUUCGCGGGAGGGAUCAAGGAACGACGAAAGAUUGUUCAGAACACGGUCGAGAAGCUGCUCAAGGUCAAGAUCCAGCAGACGAAUCAUGUCAACAAGACUCGAGACAAAUACGAACAAGAAUGCUUGAAAAUUAAAGGUUAUCUCGCACAAGGCCACAUGGUCAUGGGCCAGGAGGAGCGGCGAAACAAGGCCAAGCUGGAGAAGACGCAAGUCAGCUUGGCGGCGUCAAACACCGAGUACGAGAACGCUGUCAAGGUUUUGGAGGAAACCACCACUCGAUGGAACCGGGAGUGGAAGGCCGCUGCCGACAAAUUCCAGGACCUCGAGGAAGAGCGGCUCGACUUCACCAAGAACAGCCUCUGGACCUUUGCCAACAUCGCUUCGACGGUGUGUGUCAGCGAUGACGCCUCUUGCGAGAAGAUUCGGCUCUCCCUCGAGAACAUGGAUGUUGAGACUGACAUCAUCACUUUCAUAACCGAGCGUGGUACAGGUCAAGAGAUCCCCGAGGCCCCCAAGUAUAUCAACUUCGUCCGCGGCGAUGUUCACGACACCCAAUCAGAGGCGUCCGAAGACGAAAACAACUACACCGUGGCCCAGUUUCCUCGGAGCAUCAACCCGGCCUUCCGCUCAUCGUCGCCCCAGCCUUCUACGUUCGAGUCUCACCAUGACCCCAACUCUGCGCUGGCAAAUGACUUGGCCCACAGACCUCCCCCCAAGCCCACUGGUCGUGAGGGCGCGGCGACUCCUCAGAAGAGCCCCCAGAAGUUGCUUCCUGCCGGACGACCAUCCGUGGACGACCCGUAUCGCAAACAACAACCUCCAAGCAUGGAUGAUCGAUAUCGAAAGCAGCCGCCGGCGGUGGAGGAUCAGUAUCGCCGGCAACAACAGCAGCCGCCUGCUCCAGACGAUCAGCAUCGGCGACAGCUUCCUCCGCCUGAGGAAACCCAACAGCAGCAACCGUAUGGAAGGCAGCCACCUGCUGCUGAUGACCCGUAUCGUCGGCAGCAACCGGGGGCCGACGACCAGUAUCGGAGACAGCCACCGGGGGCCGAGGAUCAGUUUCGAAGGUCGCAGACGGGCUCACAGCCUCCCUCGCCAUACGAUAAUAGGCACCAGUCUCCAAAGCCGACAGCCCACCAUGAUCCUUACCCAAAGGAUGGAAUGACGAUGUUGUGCCGCCCUGGAGCGCCAUCGGCCGGCAGCCCCCAGAUCCAGUCUGCGAGGCCCUCUAGCCGAGAUUCCCGCAGCGAGUAUUCCGAUCCGACGUCGAUGUCCAGUCAGGAGCCUCAAGCCGGCAAGAUGUCUCCAACCAAGCAGGAUCCGCCGACCUCAGCGAGCCCCGAUAAGCGGAUGCUCAAAAAGAAGAGUGGGUUCUUCCAGAACCACAGCCCCUUUAGACGUAAGAGCACCAAGGAUUUGCAAGCUGCCGCCGCCGGCGGUAGUCCGCAGCCCGGCAACAGAAAUACCUGGCACCCGUCUCAGUCCCAGACUUCAACCAGCCCCGUGCGUCGGCCUCAGCCCUACGGCGCCAACAGUGAGCCGCAGACUAGGAAUCUGCUCAAGGAACGGACCGCCAGCCCGGAACCGAUCGAUGCCAAUGCCAGCCUGGCCCUUGGUGUCGGUCAGAAUGUUCUGCCGGUGACGACGCCAGAUACCAACCGACAGAAGCCACAGCAGCCGGUGCAGAAGGCUGAGCCGGCUGACCCAAUCGCGGCUGCCUUGGCGGAGCUCAAGAAUGUUAACGUGAACAAGCAAGCCUCGAUGAGAAUGUCGGCGGACCACUAUCAUGGCAUUUCCACCCCAGUUCCUACCACCGAGGCUGCCAUGACGCGGGCCUUCCCAGCCCCUGGGAGCCAUGAUGCUGCUGCAGCUACUCGCGGAACACCUCCACCCUCGUAUCAGGCACAGACUCAGGUGACGAGACUGGGCGUCCCGCCUCCGGCCGUGACGUCUAGGGCAAUGAAGGAGGCUACCCAGAAGAUCACAGGCCAGGCAAGGAGCAUUUUUGGCGAUGAUGGUCGCCGGGGAUCUGUAAGCAACCCUGCAUCGCCGAUAUCUCGUCCUGGCACUCGAGGCAACGAUGCGUCAGGCUCGGUUUCUCCUGGCGGCAACCGCGGUGCGUCACCUCAACCUCAGCGCCGCAUGAGCAACGACCCUCGGCAGAUGGGUCGCAAUUCCGUGUCGCCGAACCCUUACCACGACCACCGCCGAAACGGCUCUCAGACCAGUCUGGCGCAGCAGAAUCAAGGAUACUACCGCGGGGCCUCGCCCCACGGAUCAACUCGAGGCUCGACCAGGGGUGCCUCGCCGAACCCAUAUCAAGGCGACUACAACCAGUCUCACAGCCGUCCGCAGAGCAGCUACAGUGGCUCCGAAAUGGCGAUGCAGCUGGCCGGGGAUGAUCGAUAUGGUUCGACAAGAAGCCGAAGCUCCAUGCGGCCCGGCUCUCGGGCCAUGGGCCUAUACGACGGAGGGCAUCAGCGAAGCAAGAGCGUCGCUGAUCCUUCGCGGCAGUAUACUCGCGACGGCCGACCAAUUCUGCAUAUGGCACGCGCAAUGUAUAUGUAUCAGGCCGCUAUUCCCGAGGAACUUGGCUUCGCUAAAGGCGACUACCUAGCCGUCUUCCGUCAUCAGGAUGACGGCUGGUGGGAGGCAGAAGUCCACGGCGGAAACGGCCAAGUUGGGCUGGUCCCAAGCAACUACCUCCAGCCUUGCUGAUUGUUCGACGACACGACGGAUGGCUGUUGAAACAUUCCAGGAGACUGCGCGCGUCGUCACCUCGAAGCCUGUCCAAAGGGCCGUCGUCAACAUUGUGCUGCUCGUGUCUGGAGCUGUGACGCUGCUCUGCCUGGCCGCCGUUGCGUCUGUGCUCUUCUUCCAGAACUUUGUGCCCGACCAGUUUGUCACGACGCCGGUCCAUCUGCAAUAUGGUCUGAGCUCUCAUCCAUACGGCGUUGCGGCGCUCGCUGCGCCAAUGCUGAAAUCGCAGCAAGACUACGACAUCUCCGUCACCCUGUCGAUGCCGCGGUCUCCGCCGAAUGUCGAGCGAGGGAACUUUAUGAUCAGCCUAUAUCUGCUGGAUGCAAAGGAUAGCGACGCGCUGGCCACGAACGCGAGAAGGUUCGCCAAUGACCAUUCGGACUUUGAGCAGAGCAACGUGCUAUUCAGCUCGCGCAGACCGGCUCUGCUGCCAUACAUUGAUCCCGUGGUGUCUCUAGCUUCUCGCAUUCUGUUCCUGCUCUAUCACUUGAUCGUUCCGGCAGCGCAGACUUGCGUAUUGAAAGUGCCGGUGGCGGAACGCGUCGCCUUUCCUUCAGACUCUGCUAUACCCUCGUGGGCGUACGUGGAGGUGGAGGCGGGGCAGGGGAUCCAGAUUUACAGCGCUUCCCUGACGAUGACUGCGCAGCUCAGCGGCCUCCGAUGGCUCAUGUUCCAUUAUCGUCUUUUGACAUUUAUAACUUUUACGAUGCUGUUCUGGGUCUGCGAGCUCGCGUUCAUGAGCGUUGCUUGGGCCGUCCUGAGUUCUCUGCUGGGCGCGUCUUCCGGCAACAUGGAGCUCAAGGGCCACAAGGGCCAACGCCGUGCUACAACCAAAGGCUUCUCUGACUUUGAUGAUUCUGGCGAGGACUACGAAGGGGAUGACGGAUCUGAUUACCCGCAACAGUUCCCUACCUAUGGGAACCAGCCCGCCUUGAAGCAUGAGCCAGACGUCAAGGAUGAGGAGGAGCACAAGCAGCCGCUCCACGAGAUUCCCGUUGCUGGAGAGGAGGCCGAUGACGAAGAUGAUGAUGGCGGUGGUAGGUCGGCUCUCGAUUCUGGUAUUGGGACGAGUUACAGCGGAGAGGCAAGCGGCAGCGUUCGAAAGAGGCCGUCACGGUCACGGUUG
Messenger RNA from Trichoderma reesei QM6a, 4328 nucleotides. RefSeq lists its product as uncharacterized. Gene Ontology annotation, cellular component: cytoplasm; mitotic actomyosin contractile ring, proximal layer; plasma membrane. Gene Ontology annotation, molecular function: protein binding; phospholipid binding. Lineage: Eukaryota; Fungi; Ascomycota; Sordariomycetes; Hypocreales; Hypocreaceae. The transcript is spliced from 7 exons. Gene Ontology annotation, biological process: cytoskeleton organization. Bases 104 to 3160 code for a protein of 1018 amino acids. The record is from RefSeq and is a predicted model, not a curated record.